This is a messenger RNA of Pecten maximus, 1532 nucleotides long. Its product is annotated as WD repeat-containing protein 89-like. Lineage: Eukaryota; Metazoa; Mollusca; Bivalvia; Pectinida; Pectinidae. The transcript is spliced from 14 exons. Gene Ontology annotation, molecular function: protein binding. The coding region runs from base 345 to 1496 and encodes 383 amino acids. The record is from RefSeq and is a predicted model, not a curated record.
AAGCUAGAUAUCAGCGAAGUUAAUUUACAGACAUUCAUAAAAUAAUCCGGAAUUUAGUCGGUACCAAGGUUCACUUCCGGUUUGAAAUUGUUUUGAUCUCGCACGUGUGGAAGGCAAAAAAUCAACAAGAUGCGGUUAUGACACACAGCUACAUGUACAUGUAGCCUCGUUGGGGUACUUUGUCUUGGUCGUGUCAGGUGCUUCAGGAAACCGUGCCCAUCCCACUUCAGCUGUUCGAACCACUCCAGCUCUGAGCUUCACUAAAUUUCUGCAUUCGAGCCGCAUCAGGAAGGCGAUAAAACAGUAGUCUGUACCACUUCUGUCAGGUGACAGAGACAGACAAUAUGGCAGAUACAUCAGAGCUGUCAGAGCUAUUAUCACAACUGAAGUUAGCGAGAUUGUCCGAGUUAUCUCAAAAAGACAUCUAUGUAUUGGGUCUUGCUGUACAACACAGUGAUUCCACAGAAAAACUUUUGGCUGCUACCAGUAGUAACCACACCGUCAGGCUGUUUAACUAUGGUAGUGGUACAUUGAAGGGUACUCAGCACGUCACUGCCCAUACAGAUGUGAUAUCUGGGAUACAGUUUGGGAAGAGUGUGCACCACCUCCUGUACACCUCCUCCUUUGAUAAGACAAUCAAAUGCUGGGACAGUAGGACAAAUAUGAAGGAUCCAGUACAGAUUCUAGAAGGCUUUGAUGAAACCAACAAUAUUUUCACCAGUUUUGAUGUCAACUCUAAUGACCGUGUUGUAUGUGCAGGCACAGAGUCUAAGAAUAAGAAUUCUGACACUCACAUUAUUUUUUGGGACAGAAGGCAGGGUAGUCUAAUGGGGGCCUACAAUGAGUCUCACCAGGACGAUAUCACACAGGUUUGUUUUCACCCCGAUGAUCCUGACCGUGUGGCUACCGGAUCUACAGAUGGACUUGUGUGUGUGUUUGAUCUUGGUGAAAAUACAGAGGACGAUGCCCUAAAACUGACUCUCAACUCUGAGUCAUCUGUGGCGAAGAUUGGCUGGUGUGGGGAACGGAGGAAAGACUUGUACUGCCUAACUCACAUUGAUACGAUGAAUGUUUGGGACACACAGAACGAUGGUGAAGAUAUAAUGGAAUUAAAGGACCUGAAAGAAACUCUCCAGGGAGAUGACUCUAUCGACUACCUGGUAGAUUGCUUUGAUGUCAAUAACAGACUCUUCCUAACUACAGGUACACACAGUGGUGACAUUAGGCUGGUGGAUGUGUCAGGUGAUGCCCCUUGUGUGGUGACAACAUUAUCCAAGGGACAUAACUCUACAGUUCGGGUGACGUACUGGGACAGUCAGACUACAAGUUUAGUGACUGGGGGAGAGGAUUCGUAUCUGUGUCUCUGGUCCAAGGAUGGUCAACUUCGCACACCCCACGGGACAGUUAGUGUCGCGGACGGUCAAGUUACACCCUCACAUGGAAAGGUCAAGUCAAAGAUGAAGAGUGCCUCACAUAAAAAAUCAAGGCCUUAUUGAUUAUGCAAAUCAUUAUAAAAAUAACUAUCAGUUUUA